GCUGUGGGUGCCUUCAACAUCAAAGUAACCUAGCGGAUAUAAAUGAGGCUCAUGCGAUGAAAUGGGUGUAACACAGUACAAGUAUUUAAUUAAUUAUUUUUCAAUAAUUCUACAGCUGAUACUUUGAACAAAAACACAAUAAAAUAAAAAGCCAGUCGAAUAGUUUGUUUUCUUUUUUCGUUUGAAAUUUACGCCCUAAUUUUCAAUGGUUUCAAUUCGAAUGUGUAUUCAACUGUUCAAUUGUUCAAUAUGCAUAGGAAUGUAAAGAUGAGAUGAAAAAUAAAGAUAACAGAAUGAGAAAUAAUAAUUUAAACAAUAAUAAUAAUAGUAAUAGCCAUAGUAAUUAUAAAAUAAAUGAUAAAGAGCUUAAUUGGUUUACUGUAUCACUCACAAAAUAUUAUUUAACGAAUAAUAAUAACGAAUACAAUCAAACUAGUCGAAAUAUGCCUACGACAAAAUUAACCAAUCCAAAUGAUUCGCUAGAUAAAUUAGGUAGACAGUUUACUGAAUUAGCUAGAGAUGUUUUAAAAAAUUAUUCGAUUGUAGAAAGCUUCGGUAGAAAAGACUUGUAUGCAAAAAAGGCACUGACACGCAGAACUGCUAUUAAAACACACCUGUCACCACCUACAUCGUCAUCAUCAGCCUCCUCGACGUCAUCUGACUUCAACACACCGGUAAGACAACAUCGUAGACAGAAAAAAUCGAUUGUUACAAAAAGAAAUAAUAAUAAUAAUCAUCGGUUAGAGGAAGUGAACACAAGGUGGCAGUUAAAACAAUCCAAGAAAUCUAUGACAAUACACAUGAGUAAAAUGGAUAAAGUUAAGGAGAAGGAUUCGUUGAAAGUGAAAACUGCCGACGGUAUGACAACUCCACAGUCAAGUACAGAUUCAUUGAUGAAUACCAUGUCAAUUGAAUGUCAUACUCCACAAGUUUUUAAUCAUCCAUCAGAACCGAUUAUUAAUAGAGACAAAUUGAAGGAAUCGUCAUCAACACCAUCAUCAUCUUCCGCAUCUUCGCUGUCUGUAUCAUCGAUUACCUCACCGACUUCAACAUCAAAAUUUGAUUUGAAAACUGAAAAGGUUAAAUCGACUGACAAUGAAAAAUGUCAGACCAAAGUGCUGCGGACAGAUUUUGAUGAAGAAUCCAUAGAAAUGAAUGAAGCCGCGAAGGAUAAACAGAAAGCGAAAGCGUCGUCCUCAGCAGUGCCGUCUUCAUCGACGCCAACAACAACAACAACGCCGGCAGCAACAACAGUAUCCUCAACGAAGUCAACUGAUCAUCAAAGCCGUCGUAAUCAUCAGCAUCAAACUUAUCAAUUUGUUGGAAAGUCUGAAACAUCUAGUGGACAGACAAAAUUAAACAAAUCACGCACUGCCGCCUAUUGUGAUAAUGAAACAUUGAAUUCAAAAUCAUCAUCGGGUAUUGGAUUCUAUCGUAUUCUGAAUACAGUUGGAUCUGGAAAUUUUUCACAAGUAAAAUCAGCAAUGCAUGUUCUGACUAAAGAACGUGUGGCUAUUAAAGUCUUGGACAAGAGUAGAAUGGAUGCAUCAACUCGACGUUUACUUAGUCGUGAAAUAUCUAUUCUCGAGAGUUUACACCAUCCAAAUAUUAUUAGAUUAUAUGAGGUUAUUGAAACAUUGACACGUUUGAAUCUUGUCAUGGAAUAUGUUGCUGGAGGGGAUUUAAAUCGUCGGAUAUUAAAAUAUGGUAAAUUAAGUGAAGCUGAAGGAAGAAUUGUAUUUGCUCAGUUGGUUGCUGCUGUUAAUCAUUUACAUGAACGGAAUAUUAUACAUCGUGAUAUUAAAGCUGAGAAUAUACUCUUCACAUAUAAUUUUCAAAAUUUACAAUCAACACAAUCGAAAAUCGAUACACAGGAUGACAAAUCAAUAAAACAUAAUAAUAGCAGUAAUAACAAUAGUAAUAUUCUAAAGACAAGAAGUAAUCUAAGCGAUAAAAUUCAUAAACUUCUACGGCAUAGAUCACAUUCAAGUAAAUCGAGUAGAAAUAAUGAUUCACCGACAAAAGGCGAUAGUCAUCAGCACCAGCAACGUUCUUCACAUGAAAGGAAUUCACCACAGCUAGGAAAAUAUGCAAUAAAUUUGUCAAGGAAUCAACACUAUCAAGAAGGCGGUAAUCGGCAUAAAGGUAAUCUACCUACAAGAAUGUAUUCCAAUGAAGGAGAAGGUUAUGCUGCUGCUAAGAUGAAAUCGAGUAAAUUAUAUCAAAGUGAAUCGUUGAAAUCAUCGAGUUAUGAUAGUGAACAUUAUGGUGGAGAUUUAGACAUAAAUGGUUUAUGUCCUGAUCAUUAUCGUGUAAAAUUGGUGGAUUUUGGUUUCAGUAAACUAACCAAAUCACCAGAUCAACAGUUGACUACAUUUUGUGGAUCCCCUGCAUAUGCUGCACCAGAAUUAUUUGAAUCUCAAUCUUAUCGUGGUGGGCCAGUCGAUAUGUGGGCUCUCGGCAUAGUAUUAUUUUUCAUGUUAACCGGUUUGCUGCCAUUUCGUGGUUCAACUGUUGGACAAGUAAGACGACUAGUUCUGGAUAAUUGUGGUCUACAACCACCGGACAGCCUGUCUCCUGCAGCAGCAGAUCUUUAUCGUAAUUUAACCGCUCGACUACCAGAAACACGGCCGACAGCUUCUCAACUGAUUAAAUAUGCCCAAUAUGCUAGGAAAGAUUUAUCCCCGAUUGAAAUCUCAUUACGUCAACGUUCAACAUGGACAAGUUGGUUAACUGGACAAACAUUUCCUAAACCAUUGCCUCGAUUUAAACAUUGUCCUCCGCUUCCUUCAAAUUCAGUGCUACAGCCAAUCUCAACAUCAACAUCAGACACUAAAUUGACCAAUAAUCAAACAGAUAAAAAACAAUCACUUGACUCGCCAUCUUCAACAACCAAUCGAAUUACGCCUGAUUCAAAAGAAACACCUACAUCUUCUGAAUCAACCAGUCAGCGAACAGAAGAUACAACUAACAACACCAAUACUACUACUACUACUACUAUUAAUACUACUUCUCAAAAUGACUUAAACAAAUUAGUGGCCCAUGAUGGCAGCAAUCGAAAAUCAUGCGGGAAAUUAAUAAGAUGUCAAACCAUCUCAAGAAAUUCAAUCGAUAAUGAUGAAAUAGAAGCUGCUAAGUUAUUAUUAAAUCUGGGCAUUACAACUGAAGAGAUAAAAAGUUCAUAUAAUUAUGCGUCAAGAAGUGCUGUCACUGGUGCAUAUCGUAUUAUGUUGCAUAAAAUCCAUAGAUCAAGACGUCUCAGCCGACUAGAUCAUAUGAUGCACACAGUCGGUAGUAAUAAUAAUAAUAACAAUAAUAAUAAUAAUCAAAUUGAAGAUAAUUCAACCCGAUUUAAAAAUACUCUCUCUACAAUUAAAAGUUCAACAUCUCCUAGAAUGGGGAACAGUCCUCGUGAAACGGAAUCCACCGCCACCGCCACCACCACCAACAACAAAAACAGUAGCAGUGGUCAGUACAAGGACCCAACCAAACGUCAAACACUCCCUCAAUCAACAAAAUUAGCUGAACAAAUCGACAAUUCAAGGCCGAAUAAUCAUAUAAAAACACAGUCAACUACACACAAAUUAAACGACAAAACGGAGAGUAGAUUAUGUCAUUUAAUAUAAAAGAAGAACAAUCAAACCAAAAUAAAAACAAACAAAGUUUUAUUCUUUAAUGUAAUUAUUGUGUUCCAUUAGAUUCAGUUUAAACCACGAACGUUUCAUUGUCUUCCGAGACAAUAUCUUCAGUGCUGCGUUAAAUAGAAAAAAACCUAGAAUAACAAUGAAAUCUCUCCCUAGCCCCCCCCCUCGCCAAUCUAGAGCCCAGAGAUCAUAAUAUUCAUCUGAGAGCCAGUUAUCUUCAUUUAACAGGAUUCUAUUUUUACUAUCGACAUUACAGCUAUUAAUUUUCUACAGAUAUAUUUUUAUUUUUUUCAGAUUUAUAUUCCGCCUUUUUGAUUAUUUACUGCCAGACUCCUCCGCCCCCCCCCCGCACAAUGCUGGUUCAUUCUCUGUUUUCUUUUCAUAGUAAAACAUAACUACCCAUCACGCAUGCAUGCACGCACACACGCACAUACACGUCACCCCCCUUUCCACCACAAUAUGCUUUCGGUAUAUUUAUUGUACAUUGACCAUUACUACAUUUGUUUAUUUGUUUUCAUCGAUUGAUUUAUUGUUUUAUUUAACUUUUUCAGCUCUAAUUGUAUAUGUGUAUAUUUGUGUGUGUAUGCCAAGAAAAGAAAAACAACUCGAAAUUUGAUUGGCUAAACUGUCUAGAAUGAUUCUGAUUGGCAGACGAAUAUGUCAUAUAAUAAUAAUAAUAUUCAAGUGUU
Trichobilharzia regenti is the source of this 4333-nucleotide messenger RNA. NCBI's taxonomy places the organism in Eukaryota, Metazoa, Platyhelminthes, Trematoda, Strigeidida, Schistosomatidae. The record is from the annotation of a GenBank genome assembly.